This is a messenger RNA of Ruditapes philippinarum (Manila clam), 699 nucleotides long. Its product is annotated as serologically defined colon cancer antigen 8 homolog. Gene Ontology annotation, biological process: centrosome cycle; establishment of cell polarity; neuron migration. Gene Ontology annotation, cellular component: centriole; centrosome. NCBI's taxonomy places the organism in Eukaryota, Metazoa, Mollusca, Bivalvia, Venerida, Veneridae. The transcript has 3 exons. The coding region runs from base 60 to 575 and encodes 171 amino acids. The record is from RefSeq and is a predicted model, not a curated record.
UUUUUUGUUUAUUUAAAUAAAUAAAUGUAUUAUAUAUUGCAGCUCAGACAACCUCGGAGAUGGAUACAAUGUUAGCCAAACAGAACAAAUUAAUCAAGAAGUUGAAAACAGAAUGUCGUAAACAGGCAGCUCAACUGGAAGAAAUACUGAAGAAAAACAGAGCUGAGAGUGGUAAAUUAAAGCGUCAUAAUGAUGAGUUAAGGAAUCGUGUACAGAGAUCUACAGCGAGAUUGAAGGAUCUGGAGGAUCAGGUAGAACAACAUUCACGUGUACAGGAGAAGAUGACGGAGAGACUAAAGAUGAUGGAUGACCACUCUCAACAUCAGGGUACUCAGGUGAUGGAAUUAUUAACACGUCAACAGAGUCUGAUGAGAGAUAGAACUGUGCUAGCACGAGAGCUCGAGUUCUUACGCAGAAAUAUUUCACGCAACAACAAGGAAGAAAUCUCAAGUUUUGUAUCAUCUAAUAAACUACUUGUUGAUGAAGUUUUAGACAAUGUCAGGUCUGAUGAAUUAGAGAAGAAAGAAAGUUAUGUGACAAAAACAAUGGAGAAAAUUGAUAUAAAUGACUUGUGAUAGUUUAUACAUAUAAAUAUACUUGCCCAGUUUGUAGACUAAUUUAGAGAUGAGCUGUGUAAAUGUCACAGAUAUGGGUAAUUUACUUAUUUAUUUGUUUACAAAUGGUCUGCGGUAUGCUAAU